AUGAAUAAACGGGGAGUUAAACUCACCAUUUGCCUCGCUAUUUUCCUCAAAAUCAAGAGUUUCCUUUUUAAAGAGGCCAACCAUGCACAGACGCGCCUACUCAAACGGCGCUGCGGCUUCGCAACCGUAGGCAGCGCGCGGAAAAGGAGACAACUCCCGGUUGUUCAUUACAUUCACUCGGCGUGGCCAUCGAACCGGUUGCAACAAAAAGGAGGGCGCCCCAAUCGAGGUAGACGUGAAAACAACCUCACACCGCAUAACCCCCCGUUUUCCAAAGAGCCCAGCCAAAAUGAUGAUCUGCAAGACUCCUCCCCUCAUGGGGGGGAGAUCCACGAUGAAGGAGAAAACAAAUUCAUCGGCAGGACCUUCGAAGGGAUAACCAUAUACCCCCUGGAGCAACCGGGUGGAGAUCAGAACAUCCUCAGAACUAAAAUACCCUCGAGGGAGUUCAAGCCAAAGAGAAGUUUGGGGCAGAAUUAUUUAAAGGAUGAAAAUAUCAUUCAGAAAAUGGUCAGCGCGAUUGAGCUGGGUGCCGAUGCGUUUUACCUGAAGGACAACCGGGUUGGCACUCGGCGGGGGGGCGGCGCGAAGGGGGAGCAGAAGCGGAAGGGGAAGCGGACGAAGAAUCGGACCGAGCACCGCGCGGGUAACGACGGCCACAAGGGAGUUGCCAGGGCAGAUGAGGAAGUCGCAAACCCGGAUGAGGAGGCCGCCAACCCGGAUGGCUCCGCCGCUAAUCCGCAUAAUUGCGCCGCGAACCCGGAUGAGGAGGCCGCCAACCCGGAUGGCCCCGCCUUCCAAAGCGUGAGAGACCAGGGGAAGGGAAUCAUCGAGCUGGGGUGCGGACUCGGGCAAAUAAGCAAAUUCCUCUUCGCAAAAUAUAAAAAAAUGACGGCCGUAGAAAUAGACAGCCGAGCCUUAUCCGUGCUGAGCAGAACCAUGCCCGGCUUUGACUUCAUCCACGACGAUGUGUUGCAAAUAAAUUACAAAGACCUCUCCGAAAGCAAAGCCACCAAAUUGACGGUAAUAGGAAACUUACCCUUUUAUAUAACCUCCCAAAUAUUGUUCUGCCUCCUCGAUUACCACCACUACAUUGAGCAAGCCAUCGUGACCAUUCAAUAUGAAGUUGGCCAGAGGAUUGUCUCCAAAGUAAAUGAGAAGAGCUAUUCUAUCCUAAGCAUACUCUUUAAUUUGUAUACAUCCCCUUAUUUGCUUUUUAAAAUCCCCAGCUCGGCCUUCUACCCGGUUCCCAAGGUGGAAGCUGCUGUGAUGAAAAUUAUUUUUAAACAGUCCAGCCUUAAUUGCAAUUUACUUUUUUUAAAAGAAAUUUUAAGACAUUCGUUUCAGCAGAGGAGGAAGAAACUUAAGUCCAGUUUGAAGCCUCUCCUGGCGAAAUACUCCACCACAAAGGAGCUUCAGCUCCCGCCAUCUGUUUGUCAUUUGAGGCCCCAGCAGUUGACUCCCCCGCAAUUCGUCGAACUCACGAACUUUUUAUUUCCGCUCAGCUCCUACCCCUUCGACCCUGCUGUGCAGACCAAGGUGUGGCGAAAGAAGAAGCACGGGGAGUGA
This is a messenger RNA of Plasmodium vivax (malaria parasite P. vivax), 1569 nucleotides long. Its product is annotated as dimethyladenosine transferase, putative. NCBI's taxonomy places the organism in Eukaryota, Apicomplexa, Aconoidasida, Haemosporida, Plasmodiidae. The transcript has a single exon. Bases 1 to 1569 code for a protein of 522 amino acids. Gene Ontology annotation, molecular function: rRNA (adenine-N6,N6-)-dimethyltransferase activity. Gene Ontology annotation, cellular component: mitochondrial matrix. The record is from RefSeq and is a predicted model, not a curated record. Gene Ontology annotation, biological process: rRNA methylation.